AUGGACGUGUGGAACAGAACAACAGUAAGUGAGUUCAUUCUUAUGGGAAUCACUGAUCUGCCAUGGCUUCGGAAAUUCCUUUUAUUUCUAGUCUCUUUUUUCUACCUAGUUGACAUUAUGGGAAAUCUAUCUAUUGUCGUAUUGGUGAUCAGAGACCACACGCUACAUUCCCCAAUGUAUUUCUUGUUGGCCAAUCUUUCCUUUGUGGAUAUUCUAUUUUCCAUGGUUACGGUUCCCAAAAUGAUAGCUGGAUUUUUGGUGGAGAACACUAUUUCGGUAAAGGGUUGCAUUGCUCAAAUGUAUUUCUUCCAUUUCUUGGGUUGUGCUGAAGGUGUCCUUCUGGCUGCGAUGGGAUAUGACCGAUAUGUUGCCAUCUGCCACCCCCUACGAUACAUUGCCAUUAUGAAGAAGAGUACUUGCAUCCAACUGGUCUUAAUUUCAUGGCUCAUUGGUCUCACAACUUCACUAGUUCAUGCAGUUAUGACAUCACAGCUCCCAUUUUGUAACAUUAAAAGAGUAAAACACUUUUUCUGCGAUGUUAAACCAGUAAUAAAGCUAGCAUGCAAAGACAUCCAUGUCAAUGAACUCACUUUAACCAUUGUCACUGGCUUUCUGAGCACAAGCACAUUUUUUCUUACAACCCUGUCUUAUGUCUACAUUAUUACUCAUCUCCUGAAGAUACGCUCAUCAAAGGGAAGGUCCAAGGCUUUCUCAACAUGUUCCUCUCAUUUAACCAUUGUCAUCUUGUUUUAUGGGACAGCAAUGUGCACUUACCUUGGACCUGCCUCUGAAAACUCAAUUGAAAAAGACAGGGUGGCAGCUAUAUUGUUUACAGUUAUUACCCCUACUCUGAACCCUCUUAUUUAUACUUUAAGGAACAAAGAGGUUAGGAAGUCAUUAAUAAAACUUAUGAACAAAUGUAUUAUUUGGAGGUUAUGUCAGCAAUAA
Pseudophryne corroboree (corroboree frog) is the source of this 948-nucleotide messenger RNA. RefSeq names its product olfactory receptor 12D1-like. The record is from RefSeq and is a predicted model, not a curated record. Gene Ontology annotation, biological process: G protein-coupled receptor signaling pathway. The transcript has a single exon. NCBI's taxonomy places the organism in Eukaryota, Metazoa, Chordata, Amphibia, Anura, Myobatrachidae. The coding region runs from base 1 to 948 and encodes 315 amino acids. Gene Ontology annotation, molecular function: G protein-coupled receptor activity; odorant binding; olfactory receptor activity. Gene Ontology annotation, cellular component: membrane.